Phymastichus coffea is the source of this 800-nucleotide messenger RNA. RefSeq names its product large ribosomal subunit protein uL14m (gene mRpL14). NCBI's taxonomy places the organism in Eukaryota, Metazoa, Arthropoda, Insecta, Hymenoptera, Eulophidae. The record is from RefSeq and is a predicted model, not a curated record. Gene Ontology annotation, cellular component: mitochondrion; ribosome. Gene Ontology annotation, biological process: translation. Gene Ontology annotation, molecular function: structural constituent of ribosome. Bases 208 to 645 code for a protein of 145 amino acids. The transcript has 3 exons.
UCAUGUCAUUUUGGAUGUGUCUCGGAAUAUAAAAAUUAUUGCUAAUAAAAACUAACUAGACUGUAUACUAUAGUCAACGAAAAUAAAUGUUUAUGGCAUCUAUAUUUGUUGUAUUAGUUGUGUGAAAUUCUAAAUAAUAUACUGACAUUUGAUAUUAACCAAAUAUAUUUAGCCUAAAAACUGUUCUAUAUAAGUACAACAUUUGAAAUGAAUCUACCUGCUCUAUGUAUUGCAACAAGAAGAAUUUAUACUUCUACUAUAAACAAUCAAGUUAUAAGAAGAUCUAGGCUAAGAGUUGUAGAUAACAGCGAAAUUGGAAGGAAGGCUAUGCUUGAGGGAAAACCACCAUAUAUAUUUCACAUUUACAAUAAAGUAGGAGUUGGAUAUAUUGGUGAUAGGGUCUUGGUUGCUAUAAAAGGAGAAAAGAAAAAAGGAAUCAUUGUCGGUUUGAAACAGUAUCAAAAACCAAAAGUACCCAAAUUUGAUACAAAUAACAUAGUCCUUAUAGAUGACACUGGUAGUCCAUUAGGUACACGCAUUCAUGUGCCUAUUCCUCAUAUCCUAAGGACUAUAUUAAAAGAAAAGACACAUUCAAAAGGUGCAGACUAUACAAAAUUGAUUGCCAUUGCUUCAAGAUUUAUAUGAAUCGUUAUUAAUUAAUUUGUUAAUUUAAGACUCAAUCUGUACAUUGAACAUUAUUUAAUAAAUAUUUACUCUUUGUAAUAUCAUUUUUUGUUAUUAUAUUGAAUUGUAAUUAAAACUGUAACUCAGACUUUAAAACAAAUAUUUCAUUAAACAAA